Molecule: messenger RNA, 3126 nt
Organism: Chara braunii
Lineage: Eukaryota; Viridiplantae; Streptophyta; Charophyceae; Charales; Characeae
Source: the annotation of a GenBank genome assembly
GUCAGUCAGUAGGUCAGUGUGUUCGGGUAGGUCUACGUGGUGAGGAGUGGGACGCCUGUCGUGCACCAACACCACGAUGGAUGACUAUCCGAUGUAUGGGCUAUUUGCGGGGUUCUCCCUCUGGGGGACCCUCUGGCGUCUCCUCUUUACUCUGGGCUUUUGGCCCACUCUCACGUGUAGAGUAGGGCCCACUCGCGGUGGGACUUCCACCACCCCUUACACGAAGAAGGAGGAGGAGAAGAUGGCCGCCAUUCUGCAGGAGAAGGAGGAGGCCAAGAAGAAGGCCUUGAAGGAGGAGCAGGCGGCAAAAUUAAAGAAGAUGGAAGAAGAGAUGGCCAGGGAGAAAGAGAAGUUGAAAAAGGAAGAAGAAGAGAAGCUGAAGGAGGUGGAUGAAGAAGAGGAAGGACCGCCACUGCAAAGGAGUAGUGGGCAGCCCAGUAGUAAUACCGGUGGAGACAUAGAGAAGAGGAUAUCUGACUGUGGGAGAAGAGAGAAGAGCAGAAGCYAGGACAUAGCGGUGCGCUCGAUACGGUUGGGGUUUCGAGACUUUACUCGUGAGCUGGUAGGCGCCGUUGAAGUCGAGGUGGGUCAUCGCUUCGACAAGACUGAGCGGUUCUGCGCCGGCGCCAUUGAAGGCGUCAAGGCGGCAGCUCCCAAGGAGGAGGAAGCACGUCCUCCUCGCCGGGAGCCUGUCAAAGUCAAGUUCCCGGAUUCCUACAGCGGGAAGAGGGAGGAAAACUUUGACAAUUGGGAGGCCAACGUUAAGACCUAUGUGCACUUGCAACAGGUCUCCCUAGAUCAGCAAGUCUUAAUUGCUAUCCACGCACUGAGAGAUGAGGCCGCSAGUUUUGCAAGGUCCCUAGUUCGCGCUGCCAACUGUAGUGAUGAUCCCGUUGCGUACUCCUCAUUUACGUCCCUCACCGAAUUUAUGAAGUUGUUGCGCGAGCGAUUUGCUGAUGUCGCUCGCAGUGUCAAGGCCUCAGACAAGCUUCAAACCAUCCAUUCUCGUAAAUGGAAGAGUGCCAGGGCACUCAAGGGUACAAUGGAUGAGUUGGUGGCCAUCCCUGACCAUGGGGUCACAGAGGGCCAGUUGGUCAACCUCUUUUACCGGGCUAUUCCCGAAGCCUUUCGAGGGCAGUUCUUCGCGAAAAGCGAAGACCCUGCCACCACUUACGAUUCUCUUAGUUGUGAGGUGGUGGCUUUUGAAGCAAAGUCAGUAUCUCUGUCUACCUUCUGGCACAAAGACUUGGACAGGGGUAAGCAAUGGAAAGGCCGCACUAUCUCAGGGCAGGUAAAGACCAAGGAUAGCCUUGUCCUGACUUUAGAUGAGGGUAGUGUAGAUGAGAUUCCCUACGACCAGAUUGAGUGGGGAUUAGAGGAGGCGGACAACGGUGUGGGUCAGGGGAGAUCCUACGCUGCUGUCUUGGAAAAGCUGAGGGAAGCUAACUUCAAGAUCAAUGCAAAGAAGUGCGAUUGGGCGAAGACCCAAGUUUUGUAUUUAGGCCACGUCUUAGACGGAGAUGGCGUUAAGCCAGAGGAUAGCAAGAUCGCAGCGAUUAGAGAUUGGCCCACGCCACGUACGCUGACAGAGUUGCGCUCGUUCYUGGGCUUAGCAAAUUACUAUAGGAAGUUCGUGAGGAACUUCUCCACCAUCGCUGCGCCCCUUCGCAGAUUGCUAAGAAAAGAGACAAUCUGGAAGUGGGACAAGGACUGCACGUCUGCCAUGAAGAAGCUAAAGCAGGCAUUGAUAGAGUACGCGGUCCUUAAGGUCGCCGAUCCGUCCUUGCCUUUUGUCGUUACUACGGAUGCUAGCCAGUACGGCGUAGGCGCAGUGUUGCAGCAAGACGAUGGCACUGGGUAUAGACCCGUAGAGUUCAUGUCCGCCAGAAUGCCUUCAGAGAAGGUCGCGACAUCUACCUAUGAGAGGGAACUCAACGCUCUCAGGCAAGCGUUAGACCACUGGAAGCACUGCUUGCUUGGGAGGCACUUCAAAGCCUAUUCUGACCAUGAAACGUUACGAUGGUUAAAGACGCAGGCCAAGAUGACACCUAAGCUUACUAGGUGGGCCGCCGAGAUUGAUCAGUACGACUUCGAGCUCAAGCCUGUCAAGGGGAAGUACAACGUAGUUGCGGAUGCUCUGAGUAGGAGGGCAAAUUACUUCGGGGCGAUAGUGCAUUACCUCGAUAUAGGGAAAGACCUGCAGCAAGAGGUUAGAGAGGCCUAUGCAYAGGACCCUAUCUAUARURACCUCCUUAAGAAAGUCAAAGAGGCCCCAGAGACUGAGCCGAAUUACCGCACUACUGAAGGAUUGCUAUUUGAGAAUACUAAUGUCUUUGACCGGUUGUGCAUCCCCAAUAGCGAAAAGAUCCGUAGUCUGAUCUUGGGAGAAUGCCACGACACAGAGGGUCAUUUUGGUUGGCAAAAGACCUUAGCCAAUCUGAUGCGCGCGUAUACCUGGCYAGGGAUGAAGAAUGACUGCGUAGAGUAUGUUCGCAGUUGUAAGGUCUGCCAGCGAAACAAGUCUUCUAUGCGUGCCCCGUUAGGUCUUCUCAGACCCUUGCCCAUUCCGGAUCAGCCGGGAGACUCAGUGUCAAUAGAUUUCAUGGACACUCAAKUCAAAAGCAGGCAUGGCAAGAGCCAAGUCAUGGUCAUAGUUGACCGCUUUAGCAAGUACGCAGUUUUUAUUCCUUUGCCUUCUGAGGCGCGUACUGAUUUAGUCAUACAGAGGUUCUUUGACUGUUGCGUUAGUGAGAAUGGAAUCCCGCUGUCUAUAGUUAGCGAUAGAGAUAGUCGCUUUACCAGCCAGAACUGGCAAGAACUCAUGGGAGUAUAUGGAUCUAAGUUGUUGAUGUCGUCCGACCGCCAUCCAGAGACUAACGGUCAGACAGAGCAAAUGAACAAAAUCCUACAGCAAGUUCUGCGCAUGUACAUUAGGCCAGAUCAGAUUAACUGGGAUGAGAUGUUACCUAAGGUAGCUAGUGCAUAUAAUAACAGUGUGCAUCUGUCCACCUGCCGCACUCCCAACGAACUGCACGUCUUUUAGGCCCCGUAGACCAUUUGAAGGACUUAGCCGGGAUCAGAUUCACAGAUUGCCACCCGGGACCAGGGAGUUUGCUGUGCAACACG